CUUGCAAAGCGCAACAACCUCCGUCACCAAUUCCCAAAAAUCAAACAUCUACACAUCCCACCGCGAAUGCACUACUCCCAUACCUCCUACCCGUAAAAGCCAGUCCACGACUCCACCAUGGCCGACAAACUCCGCAAUCAACAGCAGCUCGAAAGCCUUGCGGCGCGAUACAUCGGCACGGGCACGAGCGACACCACCAAGUUCGAAUUCACGUCCAACAUGGCGCGCGACUCGCUCGCCUCCUACGUCGGACACCCGCCGAUGCUGCAGUACAUGAGCAUCGGUCUCGGACAGUCGAAGGAAAGGACGAGGAUCCAGAUGCUGGAAAGGAUGGUCCGGCCUGUUGGCAAUCCACCGGAGCAACAAGAUUGAAGGGGCGGUUCUGGAGAUUGAGUAACGACGACACAACGCUCGGCACGCGAGCACCACUAUAGCGUAGCCCAGCUCGACUUCGGCGGACGGGGUGCAAUUCCAACAAUGAACAUGGUCAAGGCCAGAUACAAAGGUAAACCCAAUCUACGCUUCUGCCAGCACAUAUCCGCACGAUGGACAGGGUACGCAAUCACCCAGCGCACGCGUAACCCUCUGGUGGUCUCUUCAUAGAUGCCUCGUUUGAUUAAACUGGAAAGCCUCUUUGGGCUUUAAAAUAUGAUACCCAUUCCUGAU
Messenger RNA from Aaosphaeria arxii CBS 175.79, 666 nucleotides. RefSeq names its product splicing factor 3B subunit 5/RDS3 complex subunit 10. Bases 118 to 372 code for a protein of 84 amino acids. NCBI's taxonomy places the organism in Eukaryota, Fungi, Ascomycota, Dothideomycetes, Pleosporales. The record is from RefSeq and is a predicted model, not a curated record. The transcript has 2 exons. Gene Ontology annotation, biological process: mRNA splicing, via spliceosome. Gene Ontology annotation, cellular component: U2 snRNP; precatalytic spliceosome.